CAAUUUCCAUUCAACGCAUGAUGGGAUGUAUUUUCAGUAAUUUCAUAGUUACAGCUAUAAUGUCUCUUCGUAAAUACUCGAAAGAUCGGGCCUCUUUCAGUAAUUCCACACCACGUCCACAGAACCAAAACAUAGCAUCCUCCCGCGAAAAUCAAAGCCGCCAUUUCCCGCCAAAACCAAAAUUUCACCAAUUUAUCACUAAAACCCUACCCAAUUCACACACAAACCAAACAAUUGAACCAAAGUUGUAGGAGAAGAAGAGAGAGAAGAAACCCAGGACGCCAUGAAAAUCCGAGUGUUGAAGCUUCGAGAGGCUCACAAGAACAAUGACACAGCCUCCUUCUGUUCGAUUUUGUGGGACCUCCAAGCGGAACACAUUGUGACCUCGUCGUCUUCGGACUCAUCGAUCUGUAUUCACGACCCUCUUUUACCCACAAAUUCGCCCAAGAUUCUUCGGAAUCACAGAGAUGGGGUCACCGCUUUAGCUCUCAGCCCUAAUUCAACGUGCCUCGCCUCCGGAUCUAUGGAUCAUUCUGUCAAGCUUUACAGAUUUCCAAGUGGAGAGUUUCAGACAAAUAUCACCAGAUUUACCCUGCCAAUUCGCACGGUUGGUUUUAAUAAAUCUGGUAGCAUGUUGGCAGCUGCUGGUGAUGAUGAGGGAAUUAAACUUGUCAAUACAAUAGAUGGUUCAAUUGCGAGGGUUCUCAAAGGACAUAAAGGGUGUGUCACUGGCUUGGCUUUUGAUCCCAACAGUGAAUACUUGGCAUCAGUUGAUUCAGUUGGGACUGUCAUAUAUUGGGAACUCCAUUCUGGAAGAAUCCUCCAUACCCUUAAAGGCAUAACUCCCGACACUGGUUCCAAUCUUUCCAUCAUGAAUGUACUCAACUGGAGUCCAGAUGGGGAGACUUUAGCUGUGCCGGGUUUAAAGAAUGAUGUGGUGAUGUAUGAUAGAGAUACAGCUGAAAAGCUGUUUUCCUUAAGAGGUGAUCAUGUCCAACCUGUAUGUUUCAUGUCUUGGUCACCUAAUGGGAAAUAUAUAGCCACUUCUGGUUUAGACAAACAGCUUUUGAUUUGGGAUGUUGACCAGAGGCAAGACAUCAACAGGCAGAAAUUUGAUGAUAUAAUAUGUUGUAUGGCAUGGAAACCAAAUGGGAAUGCAUUGGCUGUUAUUAAUGUUAUGGGAAAGUAUGGUGUGUGGGAAUCGCCUGUUCCAUCAUCAAUGAAAUCGCCUGCAGAAGGAAUUCCUAGUUUACAGUCUAAGAACAGUAACGGACUCCUCUUGUUUGAUGAAGAUGAAAAGGAGCCUAGUACAUCUGGUAGUUUAAGUGAUCUUGGUGAAGAUAGUUACGGUGAAUCUGAACCACCUAGCAGAAAAAGAUUACGAAAACAGUCUGCAUAUGAUGAUGAUUUUGAUGAAGAAAACAAUGACGAGUUUAAAUUGCUUCCAAAGGUUGAAUCCCGCAAAAAAGUCUCUAGUGGCCAGAAGGAAAGCCUGAAUAAUGGAAAGAAGGCAUUAAGAAGUCCGACAACAUCUGCAGGGCCAAAACUGCAGGAUGCUUUUCAACCAGGUGCUACUCCUGCACAGCCCGGGAAAAGGUGUUUUCUGUGCUACAGCAUGCUUGGAAGUAUAACCACAAUUGAACAUGAUGGUUACUCCCAUAUAGAGAUCGAUUUUCAUGACACUAGCACAGGCCCACGAGUUCCAGCAAUGACUGAUUAUUUUGGUUUUACAAUGGCUUCAUUAAAUGAAAAUGGAAGUGUCUUUGCAAAUCCAUGCAAGGGUGAAAAGAACAUGAGUACUCUAAUGUAUCGUCCAUUCAGCAGCUGGGCUAAUAACAGUGAGUGGUCUAUGCGAUUUGAGGAAGAAGAAGUGAAGGUUGUGGCACUUGGUUCUGCUUGGGUAGCUGCUGUUACAAGUCUUAAUUUUCUCCGAAUCUUCACUGAGGGUGGUUUGCAGAGAUAUGUACUCUCUCUGGAUGGGCCAGUGGUGACUGCAUCAGGCUUUAAGGAUGAACUUGUGGUUGUCACACAUGCUUCUCCUUCUCUUCCCUCAAAUGAUCAGAUGCUAGAGUUUAGAAUGUUCAACGUUUGUAAUGGGACCCAGCCCAUCAGAGGACGUCUUCCAUUGACACCUGGUUCAUGUCUAACCUGGCUUGGUUUCAGUGAAGAAGGUCAAUUAUGUUCUUUUGAUUCUAAGGGUGUGCUGAGGGUGUUUACAGAUCAAUAUGGAGGCAGCUGGCUCCCACUCUUCAGUGCUAGGAAAGUAAAGAAGCCAGAUGAAAACUAUUGGGUUGUUGGCUUGAAUGCAAGCAAGUUGUUUUGCAUUGUUUGCAAAUCUCCUGAUUCAUUCCCACAGGUCAUCCCCAAACCAGUUCUCACGCUAAUAGAUCUUUCAUUUCCUCUACCAUCCUCUGACCUGGGAGCAGAAACCCUUGAAAAUGAAUUUAUAAUGAAAAACAUGCAUCUCUCACAGAUUCAUAAAAGAAUUGAGGAAAUGGCAGCUGCCAAUCAGGACACCAAUUUACUUGAUGACGAGGCUUUCAAUACAGAAGCAGCUCUUGAUAGAUGCAUCUUGAGGCUCAUUGCAUCCUGCUGCAAUGGUGAUAAACUUGUGAGGGCUACUGAACUUGUGAAACUUCUGUCACUUGAAAAAUCAGUUAAAGGUGCAAUAAAACUUGUAACCGCUCUUAAGCUUCCUAAUUUGGCAGAGCGAUUCAAUACCAUAUUGGAGCAAAGAAUGCUAAAUGAAACUUCGGGGAUUACAGCCAUACCACUCCCAACCUCAAAUUAUGAUACUGCCAUCAAAGCUGAUGCUGUGAUCAGCAACAAGACCUUUUCCUCAACUGAAAGAGGUAGUACUUCAGAAUCCGUUAUUCCAUUACCAUCAGAAAAGUCGUCAUCCCCUCCCUUCACAAAGAGAGGGACGUCGGAAGAGCCAGCUAAAGCUGGAAAGGUGAAAUUAGAACAAAAUCAUACUGCAAAACUGGACAAAGUAGGGGAGUCGAAGAAUGUAGGAGGGCAAAAGAAUGCCAGGGAAGUGAAGAAUGCAGAAGAGCCAAAGAAGUUAGGGGAGGUAAAUCUGGUGGAACCAAUUCGCCCCUCUAACCCUUUUGCUAAGUCAUCAAACAACCAAGAGAAAUCAUCUCUCUUUGAUUCUCUAAAGAAGUCAAAGAAGCUUGACAGCACAGGUAAAAAAUAAAGAGGAAACGCAAGGAAAAACAUGCCAAGCCUUUUCUUUCCCCCUCUUUUUCUUUUUUCUUUUUCCAAAUUGGCAUGAAUUAUUUAUGUUGUACAUCAAAGAGGCACUGGAUCUGUUUUUAUAUAUUUGAUCAAUGUAAAUGCUUCUAUUCACUUGCUGAAGUUUGGCAAAAUGUGUUCUUUGGGGUUAAAA
Messenger RNA from Cornus florida, 3391 nucleotides. RefSeq names its product protein ENHANCER OF LHP1 1. The coding region runs from base 284 to 3199 and encodes 971 amino acids. NCBI's taxonomy places the organism in Eukaryota, Viridiplantae, Streptophyta, Magnoliopsida, Cornales, Cornaceae. The transcript has 12 exons. The record is from RefSeq and is a predicted model, not a curated record. Gene Ontology annotation, molecular function: chromatin binding; protein binding. Gene Ontology annotation, cellular component: nuclear replication fork. Gene Ontology annotation, biological process: mitotic cell cycle; DNA-templated DNA replication; DNA repair.